AUGUUUCACGCUUUCCUAAUGGAUUCACGUCUCUACGAUCGUCAAUUUAACGACGCUCGUUACUUGAUCUACAAUCUGAUAGCGAUCGACGAACAUGGUCACGGAGGAACAACUGGUUCUAGGAGAGAUUUCACUUUCAGAGAUACUGCAUCGGAUUCACUACAACUCCUUACCAUACUUGGCAUCGACCGCUUCUAUGUACUCGGAACUUCACAAGGAGGUCACAUAGCCUUCCACAUGGCCUUACUCGAACCUCAACGAAUCAAAGGCCUAAUAUUGCUCGGUGCUACGGCCUACGCAGCGACAGAACAAAGAAAAGUCGCACAGUCGAAGCUUCGUGACAAAUGGUGCGAGACGAAGAUUCCUUCGGAGGAACUACUUCUCGUCAAAGCAGCAUCCUUCGGUGGUCCUACGCGUGUAGGGGAGAGAGUUUACGAAAAAGUCAAGCAAAUGUGGAUCGAACGGUACGCAGGACCUGAUGGCUAUGAUCCAGCGCUCAACUGUCUCCGUAACCGUGAUGAUCUUGAUGAUAGACUUGGUGAUAUCAACGUACCGGCAUUAGUCUUGCAUGGAUCGGACGAUCAAUACUAUCCGACGAAAGAUGCGAAAACUUGGAGUUCAAAACUACCUAAUCUAUGGAAAUUCGAGAUCGUGGAGCAAGGGUUGCAUUAUCUUUCAUUCACGGAGCCUGGAGCUGAAGUCUGUGCUAAGCUGAUUCCAGAGUUUAUUAAACAAACACUUUAG
Molecule: messenger RNA, 744 nt
Organism: Didymodactylos carnosus
Lineage: Eukaryota; Metazoa; Rotifera; Eurotatoria; Philodinida; Philodinidae
Source: the annotation of a GenBank genome assembly